Messenger RNA from Candida albicans SC5314, 858 nucleotides. RefSeq lists its product as uncharacterized. The record is from RefSeq and is a predicted model, not a curated record. The coding region runs from base 1 to 858 and encodes 285 amino acids. The transcript has a single exon. NCBI's taxonomy places the organism in Eukaryota, Fungi, Ascomycota, Pichiomycetes, Serinales, Debaryomycetaceae.
AUGUCGUCUACUAGUAUGGAUAUUGAUAUCUUUGCUAAAUUGGCAAAAUUGCCACUGGAGAUUAUUACAAUUAUCCUUGAUUACUUGCCUAAAUGUAUUUUGCCAAAACUCUUGUAUUUGUCGCCAAUUAGGAAAAUUGUUGCUUCUGCAAUUUUAUUGGACGUGGAAAUCACUGAACAUGUCAAAAGGCACGAAAGGAGUAACGAGCCAGGCGUUGGAUUCUCCAAGUGUGACUGUGAUCAUAUGACAUUCCAACCAGAAUGUUUGAAACAGGGUGUCAACCAAUGGAAGAUAUUUCCGAGGAUUAUCCACUUAGAGUACUUUUUUGCAUUUAAAUUGACUUAUAAAAUUUUUCCAGAGGUUUUAUAUAAAGCUCUGAAAGUUAAUGCUACUUUUUUUGGUUAUGAUAGUUGUGACCCUGAUUCAGAUUUAAAGCAUUUUGCAGAAUCAAAAGUCAAGUUUGAUUCGCUUACUUUGCAAUCUUGUGAGCAUGUAAGUGAAUUACCCACUGUUGUUACAAGUCUUGAAUUAGACGAGACGAUAUUGGAUAACUAUGAAAUUGAUGGGCUAAAAAAAUUGAUAUUGGAUCUGUUUGGUUACGAGAAUACAACAACAGAGUAUUCGUUCGCUUCAUCUUUGGAAGACUUGACCAUCUUAGACUACAAAAUAACUAAAAUAACUUUGCCUCCAAACUUACGCAGAUUGUAUAUCAGUACAUUCCUAAAAUCAGUAGAUUUUGUAUCUGAGGAAAUGCCUCACUUGGAGUAUUUGCUGCUUUCGUUGCCGGAUGUCAAAAGCCUUGAAGAUACUGGAAUACAUGCUCCUAACUUGAAAACUCUUGAAAUAAACAGUCGUUAG